Sphaeramia orbicularis (orbiculate cardinalfish) is the source of this 3325-nucleotide messenger RNA. It is a transcript of the gene ighmbp2, whose product is annotated as immunoglobulin mu DNA binding protein 2. The record is from RefSeq and is a predicted model, not a curated record. The transcript is spliced from 16 exons. Bases 161 to 3148 code for a protein of 995 amino acids. Gene Ontology annotation, molecular function: DNA binding; ATP hydrolysis activity; ATP binding. Gene Ontology annotation, cellular component: nucleus; cytoplasm. NCBI's taxonomy places the organism in Eukaryota, Metazoa, Chordata, Actinopteri, Kurtiformes, Apogonidae.
ACAGGAGAGGCUAAACACAAGCAAAGAAGGCUGCAUGACUACUGUAAUUCUCCCGGUGUAAAUAUGUUGACAUGACAAAUAUUUCCUGAAUUAAUCUUGAUUUUCUGGCGUCUGUUCUUUCGGUUUUUACUAGCAACUAUUUCCACAUUAAUGGUGAGUCAUGGCUGUUGAACAGUUUGUGUUUAAGACACUUGAGCUUCUACAGGAGGAGAGAGAGGCUGAAAUAGCAGAGACAAGAAUUUGGCAGGAAAAUAUAUCUCUUAAGGAUCUUCAAAAUAAAGGAGUAUGUUUGCUGAAACUGCAGAUAGGGAGUCAGUCCACAGGCUUGUAUGGCCGUACAGUUGUUGUUCUUGAGCCAAGAAAACAUCUUGGUUUCUCUGUUCUUCCAAGCAACAACUUUGGACCUGGGGACAUAGUUGGUUUGUAUGAUGUGGGUGGAUGCAGUGCAUCUUCUCAGAUCAGCACAGGGAUUGUGACGAGAGUCAGCCAGGCAUCAAUCAGUGUGGCUUUUGAUGACUCAAAGGAUGGCUUUAGUUUUGAUACAGAUGGUCUUUUUAACCUCUUAAAAUUAGCCAAUGAUGUCACCUACAAACGAAUGAAACAUGCCUUGAAUGCUUUAAAUGGAUACGGCAAUGGUCCAGCUGCCAAUCUGAUAAAUGUUCUGUUUGGAGAUAGCAAACCUUCUACACAGUCACAGCGCUAUGAAAUGGAAUUCUUUAACCCAAACCUGGAUGAAUCCCAGAGAGAUGCUGUGUCUUUUGCUUUGUCUCAGAGAGAACUAGCUGUGAUUCAUGGACCUCCAGGGACUGGGAAAACCACCACUGUGGUGGAGAUCAUCCUGCAGGCUGUCAAACAAGGCCAGAAGGUCCUGUGCUGUGCCCCCUCUAAUGUUGCUGUGGAUAACUUAGUGGAGAGGUUAGCACAGUGCAAGGCCAAAGUCCUGAGGCUGGGUCACCCUGCCAGACUGCUGGAGUCGAUACAGAAACAUUCACUGGAUGCCAUCCUCGCUCAGAGUGACAAUGCAAACAUCAUUUCUGACAUUCGUAAAGACAUGGAUAAGGCUUUUAUGGGAGUAAAGAAGAUGCAUGAUAAAGGAGAGCGAGGCAACUUGAAAAGGGAAAUUGGGGAGCUAAGAAAAGAGCUGAAAACCAGAGAAGCAGCAGCCAUUACCCAGAUCCUUAAAAGUGCUGAUGUUGUGUUAUCAACCAACACAGGUGCUUGUGAUGACGGCCCUCUGAAGUUCCUCCCAGCAGAACAUUUUGAUUGGGUGGUGAUAGAUGAAUGCGCUCAGGCCCUGGAAAGCAGCUGCUGGAUUGCCCUCCUCAGAGCACGUAAAUGUAUUCUGGCUGGAGACUACAAGCAAUUGCCACCUACCAUCAAAUCACAAACUGCUGCAUCAAAAGGACUGUCUCUGAGUCUUAUGGAGAGGCUUAUUCAGAUGUAUGGGGACUCAGUGGUCCGUAUGCUUACUGUCCAGUACCGCAUGAACAGUGCCAUCAUGGAGUGGGCCUCCAAAGAGAUGUACCAGGGCAGGCUAACAGCUCACAGCUCCGUCGAGAGACAUUUACUGAAAGAUAUACCAGGAGUCGCCUGUGUAGAAGAGACCAGCACUCCGCUGCUACUAAUUGACACUGCAGGCUGUGGUCUGACUGAAAUGGAGGUUACAGAUGAACAGUCCAAAGGCAAUCAAGGUGAAGUAGACAUUGUUGAAAUCCACAUAAAGGCUUUGACUGAAGCUGGAGUUAAAGCCAAAGAUAUAGCUGUUAUCGCGCCAUACAAUUUACAAGUUGAUCUGCUGCGUCAGAAACUUUCUGCAAGGCAUCCAGAGCUGGAGAUUAAGUCUGUAGAUGGAUUUCAGGGCAGAGAAAAAGAAGCUGUGGUGUUGUCAUUAGUUCGGUCCAACAGAAAAGGUGAAGUUGGAUUUUUGGCAGAGGACAGAAGGAUAAAUGUGGCUGUUACUCGUGCUAGACGCCACAUUGCUGUCGUGUGUGAUACUCAAACUGUUCAGAAUCACGUUUUCUUAAAGUCCCUCAUCGGUCAUAUGACAGAGUUUGGUGAGGUCAGAACAGCAUUUGAGUACAUCCAAGACAUCGUGCCACAGAAUUACACCCGUGAGCUCAAAGACACAAAGGUUAAUACGUCUAGCAGCUCUAAGUCGACCAAACAGAAGCCCAAGGACCAGCCCCCAAACAAGACCAAACAAGUGCAGAAGAAAUCUACUGAUGUGAGUAGUAAGGAAGGAACAGCUGGGACACAUAAGCUUACAAAACCUGGAACAGCUCUAACAGAGAAUGAAGAGAACAAGAACAGAUAUAUAGAGAUCAGAGAACAGGUUGAGAGCUUUCUGAAGAACUUAAAUCAGAGUGAACUACAGUUUCCCCCUACGUUUAACUCUCACGAUCGUCUGCUGGUGCACCAGAUUGCUGAAGAGUUGGGCCUUGUGCAUGAGAGCAAAGGUGAGGGCAAAGACAGAUGCAUCACUGUCUCCAGACCCCCGAGUUCAAGAGCAGCUGAGGAGCCAGCACGAGAGGAAAACAAAGAGGAAGAAUCAGACCAUAAAGGGAAAACUAUGCCAAGUCCACUAAGAGAGCCAGCGGGUCAGUCUGCUGUAGAUUUAAAAAGUUUACAUUUGGAGCGAAUGAAGAGGGAGCAACAGAAAAGGGAAGAAAAUGCCCAACCAAAAAAACAACAGAACAGCAUCCCAUCAGGAGAGGCACAGUCUUCAAAGAAGUCCAAGUCUUCUAAAGGAAAGAACCGAACCAAGGCAGGGGCAUGCGACAUCGCUGCUGCAGCUUCUCCAGAUGGCGACUUCGACACACUCAUCAGUGCUGUCAUGAAGGCCGACAGUGUGUGCAGUUUUGUCAAGUGCAAGGCUUCUGUUCUAACGUUGGGCCAGCUUUGCCUGUUUUGCAAUAGGCAAUAUUGUCUCAGUCAUCACAUACCAGAGGUUCACGGCUGUGGAGAUAAAGCCAAAUCUCAUGCUCGGAUGAGAAUAAGUAAAGAGGGUGUCCUUUAUGCUGGGAGCGGGAAGAAGGACAAGUCCAUGGACCCUAAUAAGAAAGCCUAUCUGCAGAGGAGGCUGGACUCUAAACUUAAAGACAUGGCAUCACAGAGGAAAUCCAAAAGCAAAGAGAAGGACAGUCAAUAAUACCAAAUUACUUUUAAAGUUUAAUUCCCUCAAGUCGAAGAGAUUUACUGUCAUGUUUGAAAGAAAAAAACAUUUGAUCUUUUCGUGAACAUCAGAUUAUUAUCUUAAUACUUAAUUUAAUUUGUAAAGUAUGGAUUAAAUAAUGUUGUUUUUGAUCAGUAAAUUCAUACUUUGGUG